Messenger RNA from Sphaeramia orbicularis (orbiculate cardinalfish), 3823 nucleotides. It is a transcript of the gene tbc1d5, whose product is annotated as TBC1 domain family, member 5. Bases 214 to 2838 code for a protein of 874 amino acids. The record is from RefSeq and is a predicted model, not a curated record. Gene Ontology annotation, molecular function: GTPase activator activity. Gene Ontology annotation, biological process: activation of GTPase activity. NCBI's taxonomy places the organism in Eukaryota, Metazoa, Chordata, Actinopteri, Kurtiformes, Apogonidae. The transcript has 24 exons.
GUUUACAAAUCAGCAGACACUCCGACACAGCAGAAAUGAGGAGUCCCGCAUGAUCCUAACAGUUUCCACCACAUCGGCACCAAGCUGACCGCCAGCGGGGGCUUCUUCUGAUUGGCCAAGUAUUCACAUGCUGAGUGUGAAGAAACAUCCCUUUCUUCUGAGUCUUGGCUGAGGAGAAUCACAAGGCUGUGACAGUCCGGUUGGGUUGUGGUCAUGCAGCACCCCAAUUUUGAGACCCGCCACCCGCUCCAGACAGACGAGCAGCAGGAGACAGGCUUUGACCCUCUACACAACUUUAACAAGAACCGCAGCAGAGGCUCUCUUGACAGCAGCACUUACUCACAGUCUCAGUCAACCUUCCUCUCAUACAGAAAAGAAUGGGACGACUUGUUCCUCAACAGUAAUUACCUGGCCAGGAUCCGGCAGGCAGGCAUCAACGGCCGACUGAGGAGCAGCCGCUUUCGGAGUGUGUGCUGGAAGUUGUACCUGGAGGCUCUUCCAGAAGACAAGGGUCAGUGGAUCAACAAGACGAAGGAGCUCCGAGCCCAGUAUGAGAAGAUCAAAGAGACGCACAUCACUAACCCUCGCAAAGCUGCAGGCCAGCAGGACCUGGUGGUCAACAACCCACUGUCCCAGGACGAAGGGAGCCUGUGGAACAAGUUCUUCCAGGAUAAAGAGCUGAAGGGGAUGAUCAAACAAGAUGUACUGAGAACGUUCCCAGAGAUUCGUUACUUUCAGGACGAGGAUGUCAGGACCAAGCUGACGGACAUCCUCUUCUGUUACGCCAGAGAAAAUGAACAGUUACUGUAUAAGCAGGGGAUGCAUGAGUUGCUGGCUCCCAUAGUGUUUGUCUUACACUGUGACCAUCAAGCCUUCCAGCAUGCCAGUGAGACAGCCAGUCCCAGUGAUGAGAUGAAGUGUCUGUUGAACCCACUGUACCUUGAACAUGAUGCCUAUGCCAUGUUCUCCCAGCUGAUGGACACAGCAGAGCCCUGGUUCUCCAGCUUUGAGAGGGAAAUACGCAGGGGUAAGGAAGAAAUGUUGACCAGCAUCCCAUUUGCCCGGCCCCAGGACUCAGGGCCAUCUGUUGCCAUAGUGACCAAAGUCAACCGCAUCCAGGACCAGCUGGUGAAGAAGCAUGAUGUGGAAUUGCACAUGCAUCUUAACCGCCUGGAAAUCGCUCCACAAAUCUAUGGCAUACGGUGGGUCCGCCUGCUGUUUGGUCGUGAGUUUCCCCUUCAGGACCUGCUGGUGGUGUGGGAUGCCUUGUUUGCUGAUAGUAUCACUCUUGACCUGGUGGACUACAUCUUUGUGGCCAUGCUGCUCUACAUUCGAGAUGCUCUCAUUGCAAGUAACUUCCAGACCUGUCUGGGCCUGCUCAUGCACUACCCUCCAAUAGGAGACAUCAACUCUCUGCUGCAAAAGUCUCUUUUCCUCAGAGAUCCCAAAAAUAAUCCUCGACCUGUCAACUACCAAUUCCAGCAGAACCUAGACUACUACAAAACCAGGGGAGCUGACCUGAUGAAUAAGACACGGUCUGGUUCCACCUCUAAAGCAGCCCCUCUUAAUAUCAACAAGGUCUCCAGCAGCCUGCUCAACUUCGGCAGGAAACUCAUCUCCCCGGCCAUUUCAGGAGGAUCUGGAGGCAUCUCGCCAAUCAACACUGAGGUACACUCCUCUUCCUCAUCUUCCUCAUCCACUUCCCCCGCCUCGGCCCCCGUGCCUGCCAUGCCCCAUCCGCUGGCCGAACCUCCGUCAGGGCACGCCCCGCCGCAGAGCCACAGCCACGCCCAGACCCAGCACUACCGCCUGCUCAAGUCUGAGAGUAUGCCAGUCCACCUCAGCAAAGAUAUAGGUUCAGGUGGAGUGUCUCAGGUCUCUCCCCCAGCCCAGACUCAUACUGACACACAAGGCCAAAGCUCACAGACAGUUAGCUCCUCCCCCAGCAUAGAAAGCCUCACUGGGGGGCGUGCUCUGUCCACAGCAUCCCCACCCCUCCCGCCAUCCCGAGGGAGUGAUGUCAGCACAUCAUCUCCGCCCCUCUCUGCUACCAAGAAGGAGUCUUUCUUCAACAUCACUCGCUCACGUUCUCACAGUAAAACCAUGGGCAAGAAAGAGACGGAAGAGGACCUGGAAGCCCAGGUAUCUUUCCUACAGGGUCAAAUCAAUGACCUGGAGGCAAUGAGCAAAUACUGCGCCAAGAUGAUGAACACCCACAUCUGUAAGAUCCAAGAAGUGAUACUCCAAGAAAACUUGGAAAAAGAGGAUGAAGUCUUGGUGUCACUGGCUGGACUCAAACAAAUCAAAGACAUCCUGAAGGGGGCGCUGCGCUUCAACCAAAGCCAACUGGAGGCUGAGGAGAACGAGGAGAUCACCAUCGCUGACGAUCACUACACCUCCAUGGCAGCCGCAGCGGAAACUGCUCUGAGCACCAACAAUCACCACGGCGACCACCAGCAGGGCAACAGCCAACGUAGCCGAGAGUCUGACUUUGACGGCAGCAUGAGCACGGACGAGAAAGAGGAAGAGGAGCAAGCGAUGACCCCGCCCGAGCAACAGGUGGCGUCUUCUCUUGGUUCGGAGGGUAAGAACUGGGACGACUACAUCCUAGUGUCUCAGGAUGGAGACCUAGCGGGAGGAGGGGAGAGGUCUGCAUCCGACCGCACCCCGCCUAUCAGACGAGGUCGCGGCUUGGUGAGAAUGGAGCCCGAGGGCGCGGCGGGGACCUUCCAUGACCCUCUGAUGGCUGGCACCACCUCAGGCUCCUCCAGUCCCGACGAGGGAUCCACCCACAGCAAGGACUCCGACUUCACCAUCGUCAACCCUAGCGACCUGUGAAUGCGCCCCUUCUCCUGUCUCCUACCUGUUUCAUGUCCCACUCAGAGGGUGCGAUUAAACAACACUGACUUGGGAUCAGAGGGAGGGAUCUGCGGCUUUCGGUGGAGCUGCGGUUGGCUGAAAAAUUGCACAUGUAGACUAUGACACUUUGCUGGCUAAAGGAGGAGAGCCAGCCAAGUCCUAAAUACCUUAUACUCUGUCUCUUUAACUGUCAUCUGUGCCAUUUCUGUCUAAGCCGAAGCUGUAUAUUAUCUCUUAUACUUAAUGCCUGUCUCUUUAUUAUGUUGGGCCCUCUGCGGGUACCAUCCGACCUCACCUGUCACUCCUGAUGUUUAACUGUAAUUGCCCGCUCUGCAGAGAGAGGGAGCCAUCGAACUGUUUACCCUGUCACUACAUGAUCACGCUGAAGAGUUGGACCUUAAUCUGCUAUUUUACUUUCGCUCCAAUUACUGUACUGAUGUGAGUGUGAUACUGUUUCUUUCUGAAUGUGAACAUCUGUGUCAUACCUCUGCCUGUUUUCUGUUCGUCUUAUGUCCAAGUCCGGAAAGAGGAACUUCUCUUUUCUCAUACUCAAAUGAAAGCCUGUGGAUGACUCACACCCUACCCCCCCCAUCCUGAACCAGUGCCUCUGAUAAUUCUUGUUCACUCAACCAAACAAAACCUGAAUCUGUGACUUUCUUUUUGUUUGUUAGAUUUGUGUUUUGUUUGAUCUUUUUUUUUUUUUUUUUUUUUAAGAAAAUAUUUUUAACCCUUAGACCUUUUUAGUUUUACAGAGAAAGAUUAUUAAAUUAUGGAGUAAGCCUGUUUUCCUAUAUUUUAGAAACUGAUUCCAAUGUUGAUGUUCUAAUGUGACAGUUUUCAUUUACAGCUAAGUUUGUGUGUCCUGUGGAAACCAUGGUUAACAGUGCGCACAAAGAAUGUCCCAUUCGCUGUCCAUCCAGCAUAAAUAACUCUAGACCAAUAAAGCGACAUUGCUCUUGCUUUA